Molecule: messenger RNA, 960 nt
Organism: Adineta ricciae
Lineage: Eukaryota; Metazoa; Rotifera; Eurotatoria; Adinetida; Adinetidae
Source: the annotation of a GenBank genome assembly
AUGGAGAUCUAUACUCAAAUAGCAAAAAUUACUGACAAAAUCAGAGAAACGAAUGGAAAAAUUAGAGGCAUCGAUGAUCAACUGUGCGAAAAAGAGGUGGAGUUGGCCAAUCAAGAACUUGCGUCGGAUCAGCGACAAGAGAUCGAACGUCAAGUGCAUCAAUUAAAAGGGGAAAAGAAUAACCUUCUUAUGGCAGUUGAAACCCUUGAAUCUGAAAGAAGUCAACUGGAAACUCUUGCGGAUCAAACAUCCUUCUCUUAUCCCUCAAAGUCACAAAAAACCUCUAAAAAUACCCGAAAAUCAUCGAAAAACCCGGACGGAUUUGUCUUACAACCACCUAUUUCGAUUCCGACAACUGUUCCAGAUCAAGCUCAACGAGCUCUAUCUGUUCCAGCCCUUAAAAACUGUUCACGUAUCUCUCUUACCACUCAAAAUUGCAAAAACCCACAAAAACCGCCAAAAUCAUCGAAAAACCCGGACGGAUUCGCCGUACAACCACCUAUCUCGAUUUCGACAAGUGUUCCAGAUCAAGCUCGACGAGCUCUAUCUGUUCCAAUCAUUCAAACACUAACCAUAUGUCCCUUUGCCUCCGAAAAUGGACAAAAACAUACAAAAUCGGCCCAAAAACGCACUUUUUUCGAGACGGAUUCGCAUUCGGCAUCAUUUCGAGUGAAGCAACAUUGGUUCCAAGUCGAGCUCGACGAGCUCUAUCGAUUUCACACACCAGUUUUUAGUUUUGACCCAUUUAUGCCUGAGAAAAACACUAAUUAUCACGAAACCUGUCAAAUAUGCAUUGACAAAAAAAUUGAUUCGUUGAUUCAUCUCAACCAAUGGGAUAUUUUCAUCAAUAAAAUGUCGUCAUCUUCAUUCAAUUUUUUUUAUUCUGGUAUUUAUCUGAAAAAAAAAUCGUUUUUCUCGAAAAAUGAAAUGUUAUUUAUUGAUCUACAAUAUUUUAUCUGA